AACAUACGAGGAAAAACAAAAAGAAAAAGAAAAACAGGUCUACCAAUGAUAGCAUAGACCUACAGUUUAUACAAUUGACCAACAAACUUCAUAGUUGUCUUUGCUUGACUUUCACUCCUAAAUAACCCACCACUCUCUAUACAAAUCAAGAAUUCUAAAACCAAGAAAAAAAAAUCAUAUCUUUAGCUUCUUUCCACUUACAAAAACAACAAAUUCUUGAUAUACAAUUUAAGUAACCACUAAUGGCUACAGUUAUUCCAAUUCAAAGAUUACCAAGAAAUGAAGGUUUACCUACAACAACUUCAGUACUUGGUUCAUCAUCAUCAUCACAUACAAGUGUUCCACAAAAGAAAUGGUCCAAUUGGUUACCUUUAUGUGUUGGACUUGUUGUUGUAGUUGAAAUUGCUUUUUUGGGUAGACUUGAUAUGGCUGAAAAAGCUAACUUAGUUAAUUCUUGGGCUGACUCUUUUUACCAGUUUACAAAGUCUUCUUGGUCAACUCCUAAAGUGGGGAUUAGGAGUAGUGGUGGUGAUGAGGUUGGGUUGGUUGUGUUGAGUGAUGAGGUUGAUAGGAAGUUGGUAGCUGGGAGUUGUGAGGAAUGGUUGGAAAAAGAGGAUUUUGUUGAGUAUUCUAGAGAUUUUGAUAAAGAUCCAAUUCUUGUUCAUGGAGGUGAAAAGGAAUGGAAGUCCUGUGCUGUGGGAUGCAAUUUCGGAGUGGAUUCUGAUAAGAAGCCUGAUGCAGCAUUUGGGACACCACAACAGGCUGGCACUGCUGGCGUGCUUCGGUCAAUGGAGUCAGCUCAAUACUAUCCUGAGAACGACAUUGUUAUGGCACGACGAAGGGGAUAUGAUAUUAUAAUGACAACAAGCCUCUCUUCGGAUGUUCCUGUUGGGUACUUCUCUUGGGCCGAGUAUGAUAUAAUGGCUCCAGUGCAACCUAAAACCGAGAAUGCGUUAGCAGCUGCUUUUAUUUCUAAUUGCGGUGCUCGCAACUUCCGAUUGCAAGCUCUUGAAGUACUUGAAAGAGAAAAAAUCAAGAUUGAUUCUUUUGGCAGUUGUCAUCAUAACCGGGAUGGAAAUGUGGACAAAGUGGAAGCUCUCAAGCGGUUUAAGUUUAGCUUCGCUUUUGAGAAUUCUAAUGAGGAGGAUUACGUCACUGAAAAAUUCUUCCAGUCUCUGGUUGCUGGAUCAGUCCCCGUGGUGAUUGGUGCUCCAAACAUCCAAGACUUUGCUCCUUCUCCUAAUUCACUUUUACACAUUAAAGAGCUGAAAGAUGCUAAAACUGUUGCCAAUACUAUGAAGUACCUUGCAGCAAAUCCUAGUGCGUAUAAUGAGUCAUUAAGGUGGAAGUUUGAGGGCCCAUCUGAUUCUUUCAAAGCCCUGGUUGACAUGGCAGCAGUUCACUCUUCCUGUCGUCUGUGUAUCUUCUUAGCAACACGUAUUAGGGAUAGAGAAGAGCAGAGUCCAAAAUUCAUGAAACGUCCCUGCAAAUGUACCAGAGGUUCAGAAACUGUAUAUCAUGUAUAUGUACGUGAAAGAGGGAGGUUUCAGGUGGAGUCCAUUUUCCUAAGGUCAUCCAAUUUGUCAUUGGAAGCUUUUGAAUCUGCAGUACUGUCAAAGUUCAAAUCUCUAAAGCAUGUUCCCAUUUGGAAAGCAGAAAGACCUCAAGUACUACGCGGAGGAGAUGAACUAAAACUCUACAGAGUACAUCCUCUUGGCAUGACACAGCGACAGGCAUUGUACACCUUCAGAUUCAAAGGGGAUGAUGAUUUUAGGAAUCACAUCGAAAGCCACCCAUGCGCAAAGUUCGAAGCCAUAUUUGUAUAGAUCAAGUGAAAAAAACUGGGAGUCUUGAUAGCAUCUUGUUGUAGGCCAUAGCGUAAUGCUCAUUCUUAUUAUGUGCCCCAUUGUCUACAUCAUUCUGGUUAUGAAUUUUGCGGUGCAAAAUGUUAUCCUGUUGAGUGAGGAUUUGAUUCUUACAAGGGGAAAGCCUAAUUUUGGGUGGAAAUUUCCAUCUUUUGACAUUUUCAAGGAAAAGAAAGGGAGAAAAUGACGAACUUUUAACCUUGAA
Messenger RNA from Lycium ferocissimum, 2070 nucleotides. Its product is annotated as putative fucosyltransferase-like protein. Bases 243 to 1826 code for a protein of 527 amino acids. NCBI's taxonomy places the organism in Eukaryota, Viridiplantae, Streptophyta, Magnoliopsida, Solanales, Solanaceae. Gene Ontology annotation, cellular component: membrane. Gene Ontology annotation, molecular function: fucosyltransferase activity. The record is from RefSeq and is a predicted model, not a curated record. The transcript has 7 exons.